This is a messenger RNA of Galleria mellonella (greater wax moth), 2010 nucleotides long. RefSeq lists its product as uncharacterized. The transcript has a single exon. NCBI's taxonomy places the organism in Eukaryota, Metazoa, Arthropoda, Insecta, Lepidoptera, Pyralidae. Bases 24 to 1784 code for a protein of 586 amino acids. The record is from RefSeq and is a predicted model, not a curated record.
GAGUUCAAAAAAAUAAUACAAAUAUGUACAUCUUCAAGAUAUUGAUCAUAUUUGAAGUAAUAUUUGUGAAGGAAAUAAAUAGUACAGUUUUGACGGAUAUAGCUGUGAGUGUUGCACAUUCGGUCUUCUACAAUGACAGGAUAACAGCCGUGAUUUGGUGUCAUAACAACUGCGAUGAUGUCACAAUAUUUUUAUCAAAAUUUCAUGGAGUCACAUAUUGUGCAUCAUUUUGGAAUAUGACUGAUGGAAAUAUACGUGAGAUGAAAAUUGUUCUUGAUUAUAGGCAAGUCGUGCUUUUCACAUCAAAAUCCAAUGAAUUUGAAGCUUACCUUAAAUUAAUUUAUGAAGUUAUGGUUGUGUCCAUACGGAUAAUAGUAGUGGCCAAUAAAGACGUAACAAACCUGAGGGAAAUUAUGAAUAUUGCUUGGAAGUACGAUAUCGCUGAUAUUUUUUUUCUAACUAUGAAGGAUAACAAAGGAAGAAUAUUUACAUAUUUUCCAUAUAGCAAUGGAAUUUGUGGAAAUACGAAUCCCGUAUUAUUAAACAAAAUAACAGAUGUAAAAGAGGCACUGACAAAUAAAUUUAAAAAUUUUCAGGGCUGUUCUAUCAAAUUUACUUUAAUAUAUUAUGAACCAUAUAUUCAAUAUGAUGUAGUAAAUGGAACAGCCGUGUCUAUUACUGGUCUAGAAGCUCAAAUACCUUUUUUCCUAGGUUAUAUACUGAAUUCUAGUUUGGAGUUUACACAUAUGUCUUUAGAUGUAAAUAUAGGAUCUGUUACUAAUACUAAAUUUUUUCUAAAUCUCUUACAAAAAAAAAGUGACAUAGUAGUACCUCCUACUUUAUUGAACCUAGAAAGAUAUAAAAAAGCACAAAUAUCCAUAGUAUACAAAUAUGUAGAGCUAUCUUGGAUGAGACCACCGCAAAGAAGAAUUAAAACGUGGGUUAAGAUUUUACAUUCUUUUUUUAAUAACUCAGUUAUCCUAUUUUUCUGUGUAACAUUUUUUAUAUUUGUAUCAGUAACAAAACUUAUUACGAAAUAUAAUACACUAAGGAUUAAGUAUAAGAGCGAUAUUUUGAUCAACACUUAUUCUAUUUUUAUAGGGCAAGAAACCAAAUUUGAAACAAAAAUAAUUUUAGUUAAUAGUCUAUUCAUUAUGUGGGUUUGGUUCUGUAUCAUAUUGCGCCUGGUCAUACAAGGAGAUUUAACAAGCGGCUUACAAAAUAUAUAUUUAGAACCUCCCUGGACAUCGAUGCAUUAUGCGAUAAAAAAUGUCGACGGUUAUGGAGGGGGGCUAAUGUUUAAAAAUGUAUUUGAGGGUACCGAACUAGAAAAUGAUUAUAAGGUGGUUAAUGCAUACGACGCUGAUAUCAAUGUAAGAAAUGUUGCGAAAGGACAAAGGUUUAUUUUAUUAACAGAUAAAACAGCAGUUAAUUUGUUCUUGUUAGGAACAAAUGUUCAGUACAUUGGUCCACCAGUUAUUACUAUACCUUCCUGCAUGUACAUAAGGCCGGGUUGGCCAGCUGCUGAAAGAAUUAUAAAUCUCAUACAAAAAAUGGUGGAAGUAGGAUUUAUUGCAAAAGCUUCCAAGGAUAUUUUACAUACUAAUAUGAUAAAGUUGAACAACAGUGAUAUUCUUCACAGCAACAAUGAUCCUCAGCCACUAAGUUUGGAUGACUUUAGAGGAUUCAUAUAUAUAUUACUCUUUCUACUGUGUUUAUGCUUCGUAAUAUUUAUUAUCGAAGUUUUAUAUUAUAAUAUUCAUGCAAAGCAUGUUAAUUUGUGAAUUAGAUUUCACACACGUUUAAAGAAUUUGACAUAACAUGUAGUUAGGCACAAACUAAUAUCGGAACUCUGUUGAUGAAUUGUGCAGCAGUAUGUGAGAAGGUGAGAUGUAUUAUCGAAAAAAAAAUUGUUGAUAAGUCGACAGAUAAUCCCAAAUUUUUUUAAUCGCGUUAAAUCCCGAUUAUGUAUUUACAAUAUGUGUAAACAACGCGAAAACUUAAAAUUAA